CUCGGAAACUUUCAUAGGAUGGGUUAUAUUUUGUUUUAGAAACGAUGUUAUUCUGUCAAUAAAUAUUUCAUGUUUUAUUAAAUAGAUUUUGUGGGCCCCUAAACAUUUUUGGAUUUUUCAUAUGUUUUUAUUAUGGUAACGAUGGAAACAGAUGGAGAUUUUGUUGAUCAACAGUUACUACAACAAUUUCGAUGUUUAGGGACUACUGAUAAAGAUGAAUUAGUUAAACAGUUAAAAAUGUUGGUUGGAAAUCAUAUCGGCACAGCUUCGGCUAUUUUCCUUCUUGAUAUGAAUAACUGGAAUCUUCAAGCAGCAGUUGGGUCCUAUUUUGAUUUUGAAAUACCACUUAAACUGCCAGCCAUGUCAUUGGUUAGAGAUGAACCAAAUAAUAAUAUUUUCAAAAUUGCUCCUUGUACAGCUAUUGACAAAGUAUGGGUUUUACUAAAUAAUGGAGAUGAACACUGGCCUCAAGGUUGUUGCCUACAAUUUUGUGGAGGGGAUACUUUGUGUGAAUAUCAAAAAAUUCCUGUACCUUGUUUAGCUCCAAAUGAAACCACUCAAAUUUUGAUUCAUUUAGUGUCUCCUAAAGUACCUGGAGUGUACAAAAGUCAGUGGCGCAUGAUAACGUCAUCAGGAACUUAUUUUGGAGAUAUUAUCUGGGUAAUUAUGACUGUUAUGGAGGAUGAAACAACAAACUUAGUGAAACAAUUAUCUGAUCUCAAUACUUGCUCAGAAUCUUCAACUAGCAGCAAUAAUAGGCUUGAAUCAGAUGAUUUUCAAAAUCCUUUUGGGAUGCAUCCAUAGUGAUUUGAAUGAGGCAAGCUGAAUCACUUGGUUGGCCCCUUUGACUGUUACUCGGAAGAGUAUCAAGCUAACUGGCUGGUGUUUCCUGAGAUAGCUCCUAUGCAACAUCAUCAGUCAUUUCUGUUGAGGUAGGUUCUUUGAGACUGGAG
Messenger RNA from Nezara viridula (southern green stink bug), 953 nucleotides. NCBI's taxonomy places the organism in Eukaryota, Metazoa, Arthropoda, Insecta, Hemiptera, Pentatomidae. The record is from the annotation of a GenBank genome assembly.